This is a messenger RNA of Musa acuminata AAA Group (dessert banana), 716 nucleotides long. Its product is annotated as calmodulin-like protein 3. Gene Ontology annotation, molecular function: calcium ion binding. Bases 201 to 653 code for a protein of 150 amino acids. The record is from RefSeq and is a predicted model, not a curated record. Lineage: Eukaryota; Viridiplantae; Streptophyta; Magnoliopsida; Zingiberales; Musaceae. The transcript has a single exon.
ACAGGACGAAGAGGAGGAGGAGGAGGAGGAGAGACAUGGCUUCCAUAAAGCGGCUCUACGCUCACCGCCUCUAAUUCCUCGCCACCGCUCAAGUGCCAACCAUCUCUGUUCCCUAAGAAGCUCACCUCUGUUUGCUUGCCUUCAUCGAUCUCCGCGUCCUCCUCCUCUGGACCUUCAUCGUUUGUCCCACGGCGUCGGGGAUGGACCCGUCGGAGCUGAGGCGGGUCUUCCAGAUGUUCGACCGCGACGGGGACGGCCGCAUCACGAAGGCGGAGAUGAGCGGCUCGCUCCAGAACCUGGGCAUCCACGUCCCGGAGGUGGAGCUCGCGGCGAUGAUGGAGCGGAUCGACGCCAACGGCGACGGGUGCGUCGACAUGGAGGAGUUCGGGACGCUCUGCUGCAGCAGCAUGGACGAGCGGGACGAGGAGGAGGACAUGCGCGAGGCGUUCAACGUGUUCGACCGCAACGGGGACGGGUUCAUCACCGUGGAGGAGCUGCGGCUGGUGCUCGCCUCGCUCGGCCUCAAGCAAGGCAGGACCGCGGAGGACUGCAGGAAGAUGAUAAACAAGGUGGACGACAACCGGGAUGGGAUGGUGGACUUCAAGGAGUUUAAGCAAAUGAUGAAGGGGGGAGGAUUCGAAGGCUUGAGUUAGUAGCAUUGGCUGCCGUGGACGGAGAUGGAGAAGCUCUUUGUUACAUAGGGUUGUAGAUACUGA